This is a messenger RNA of Cuscuta campestris, 1082 nucleotides long. Lineage: Eukaryota; Viridiplantae; Streptophyta; Magnoliopsida; Solanales; Convolvulaceae. The record is from the annotation of a GenBank genome assembly.
AGACCAACAAUAAUCAUAAUAAGAAGUUUUUACACGGAUUUGAUUUGAACAGAUCAAAAGAUUGAGGUGUUGAUGGUGACGGGGAAGGAGCAGACGACGACGGAGUUGAUGCAGCAUGGCAAUGGCGCGGCUAUGAACUCUGUCACAAAUGAGGAAGUUGCCAUAAAGAAGAUUGGGAAUGCGUUUGACGAUGGUAUCGACCCGAAAAGGACAUUACGGGAAAUAAAAAUCCUCAGCCACAUGGAUCAUGAUAAUGUAAUUAUGAUUAAAGACAUCAUAAGGCCUCCUCAGAAGGAAAACUUCAAUGAUGUGUACAUUGUUUAUGAGCUAAUGGAUACUGAUCUUAAUCAAAUUAUUCGAUCUAACCAGCCAUUGGAUGAUGAUCACUGUCGGUACUUCCUUUACCAAAUAUUGCGCGGGCUCAAGUACAUUCAUUCUGCAAAUGUGUUGCACCGAGAUCUGAAGCCCAGCAAUUUGCUUCUGAAUGCUAAUUGUGACCUGAAGCUUGGAGACUUUGGGCUUGCGAGGACAAAAUCUGAGACAGACAUCAUGACUGAAUAUGUUGUGACUCGCUGGCAACCCCUUUUUCCCGGAAUAAAUCACGUUCACCAGUUAAAACUCGUCACACAGCUGAUAGGAUCUCCGGAUGAUGCUAGCCUUGGAUUUCUUCGUAGUGAUAAUGCUCGACGAUAUGUGAAACAACUUCCGCAGUAUCCAAGGGAGCCAUUUUCUAGAAGAUUCCCCAAUUCUUCUCCCGGAGCAGUGGAUUUGCUUGAAAGAAUGCUCGUCUUUGAUCCUAGUCGCCGUAUUACAGUUGACGAGGCACUGUGCCAUCCAUACUUGGCGCCUCUCCACGACAUUAACGAGGAGCCCGUCUGCCCAAAGCCUUUCAGUUUUGACUUUGAGCAGCCAUCCUUCACUGAAGAAAACAUUAAAGAGCUCAUCUGGAGGGAGUCUGUAAUGUUCAAUCCAGAUCCUCCUCCUACUACUACAAACAACUGAAUAUUAUAUGAGCAUCGUCAUGUGUAUGUAUACAUAGAUACAUACAUACAUACACAUUCUGGGGUUAAUAUUGUCAUUAU